This is a messenger RNA of Camarhynchus parvulus, 2953 nucleotides long. It is a transcript of the gene TAF6, whose product is annotated as TATA-box binding protein associated factor 6. Gene Ontology annotation, cellular component: transcription factor TFIID complex; SLIK (SAGA-like) complex; SAGA complex. Gene Ontology annotation, molecular function: RNA polymerase II general transcription initiation factor activity; protein heterodimerization activity; transcription coactivator activity. The record is from RefSeq and is a predicted model, not a curated record. The coding region runs from base 353 to 2461 and encodes 702 amino acids. Lineage: Eukaryota; Metazoa; Chordata; Aves; Passeriformes; Thraupidae. The transcript has 14 exons. Gene Ontology annotation, biological process: transcription initiation at RNA polymerase II promoter; RNA polymerase II preinitiation complex assembly.
UCCUGACAGGAGCAUAGUGACCCGCGAACACCGCUACCUCCCGCACUUCCAACAAACCCAGAUUUACCUCCACAUCGCACUGCUAUAUCGCAAUAUUAUUGUCGCUGCUAUCUCAAAUCAACUCCAUGACGAUUCAACCCCGAUUUUUUUCAUACAAACCCGGCGCCGUCCAGGACCCGUGGCGGCGGGAGGCGGGUCCUCAAGAUGGCGGCGGCUCUGAGGGGCCGCGCCAAGAUGGCGGCGGCGGCAGCGGCUUGAGGAGCGGCCGGGGCUCCCCGCGCUCCUCCCGCGGCCCCGCCGCGCCUUUUUGGGGGCUCCCCGCGGUUUCGGGGGGCUCGGGGAGAGCGCGGAGAUGGCGGAGGAGAAGAAGCUGAAGCUGAGCCACACGCUGCUGCCCGCCGAGUCCAUGAAGGUGAUGGCGGAGGCCAUGGGGGUGCCGGGGGUCCCUGAGGAGACGUGUCAGCUGCUGGCGGAGGAGGCGAGCUACCGCCUCAAGGAGGUGGCUCAGGACGCUCUCAAGUUCAUGCACAUGGGGAAGAGAAGGAAACUCACAACGGGGGACGUGGAUUUUGCCCUAAAACUGAAAAAUGUAGAGCCUCUGUACGGGUUCCACGCGCAGGAGUUCAUCCCGUUUCGCUUCGCCAGCGGCGGCGGGCGGGAGCUUUAUUUCUACGAGGAGAAGGAGGUGGAUCUGAGCGACAUCAUCAACACGCCCCUGCCCAGAGUGCCCCUGGACGUGUGCCUCAAGGCUCACUGGCUCAGCAUCGAGGGGGUGCAGCCGGCGAUCCCCGAAAAUCCCCCGCCAGCCCCCAAGGAGCAGCAGAAGGCCGAGGCCACGGAGCCGCUGAAGUCGGCCAAGCCCGGCCAGGAGGACGAGGGGACCCCCAAAGGCAAAGGGCCCGGGGGGGGCGGGGGCGACCCCAAAGCAGGGAAGGAGAAGAAGGCGCCGCUGCUGGAGGCGCCCCCGGUGCGGCUGAAGGCGCGCAGCGUGCACGAGCUGAGCGUGGAGCAGCAGCUCUACUACAAGGAGAUCACCGAGGCCUGCGUGGGCUCCUGCGAGGCCAAACGGGCCGAGGCCCUGCAGAGCAUCGCCACCGACCCCGGGCUGUACCAGAUGCUGCCGCGCUUCAGCACCUUCAUCUCUGAGGGGGUGCGGGUGAACGUGGUGCAGAACAACCUGGCCCUGCUCAUCUACCUGAUGAGGAUGGUGAAGGCGCUGAUGGACAACCCCACGCUGUACCUGGAGAAAUACCUGCACGAGCUGAUCCCGGCGGUGAUGACGUGCAUCGUCAGCCGCCAGCUGUGCCUGCGGCCAGAUGUGGACAACCACUGGGCCCUGCGCGACUUCGCCGCCCGCCUGGUGGCGCAGGUGUGCAAGAACUUCAGCACCACCACCAACAACAUCCAGUCCCGCAUCACCAAAACCUUCACCAAGAGCUGGGUCGAUGACAAGACGCCCUGGACCACGCGCUACGGAUCCAUCGCGGGGCUGGCGGAGCUGGGCCACGACGUGAUCAAGACCCUGAUCCUGCCGCGGCUGCCGGCCGAGGGCGAGCGCGUGCGGAACAUUCUGGAAGGGCCGGUGGUGAGCACCAUCGACCGCAUCGGGGCCGACCACGUGCAGAGCCUGCUGCUGAAGCACUGCGCCCCCGUGCUGGCCAAGGCGCGCCCGCCCCCCGACAGCCCCGAGUGCUACCGCGGCGAUUUCGGGUACCUGGGGGGGCUCCUCUGCUCACACGUGGUCAAGGCCCGGGCCCAGGCGGCGCUGCAGGCCCAGCAGGUCAACCGGACCACGCUGACCAUCACCCAGCCGCGCCCCACGCUGACGCUGUCGCAGGCCCCGCAGGCUCCGGGCGCCGCGCCGCGCCCGCCCAGCAUCAUCAAGGUGCCCAGCGCCAUCGCCCUGCCCGUCCCCGUCCCCGUCCCUGUCCCCACGCUGGCCCCCGGCCGCCCCGGCACCCCCACGCAGCCGUCGCCGCCGCCCCCCAAGUUCAUCGUCAUGUCCUCGGCCAGCAGCGCCGGGCAGCAGGUGAUCACGCUGAGCACGUCCCCCGCGCCCACGGCCACCUCUCCUGUCACCACCACGGUCCCCAGCGUGCAGCCGCUGGUCAAGCUGGUGUCCCCCGCUGUCCCCGGCGGCGCCACCGCCCCCGCCGGCGGCAGUGCCACCAGCGGCGCCGCCGGCGUCACCGGCACGGUGCAGAAAUACAUCGUGGUGUCCCUGCCGCCCGCCGCCGGUGACGCCGCCAAGGGUGGCACCGCCACCGCCACCCCGCCGCCCGCCCCGCAGCUGUCCCCAAGUGCCACCGGCGGCUCCCCGGUGGCCACCGCGGCCGCCCCUAAGGGCGAGGCUGGGGACAGUCCCCAAAGUGCCACCGCCGCUGCCACCGCUGCUGUCCCCUUCAAAGCCAACGGGACAGCCGCGGUGACGGGGACACAGGAGCCACCGGCGGGGCAGUGACACGCGCCGAGGGACACCGGAGUGUCACCGGAGUGUCACCGGAGUGUCACCAAGGGGCAUCAAAGGGGUCCCGAUGUCCCCAAGAUCACCAGAGGGGUCCCAGGGACACCAGAGUGUCCCCAAGGGGGCUCCAAGGUGUCACCAAGGGUCAUCAAAGGGGUCCCAAUGUCACCAAGGGGUCCCAGUGUCACCAAGGGUCACCAGAGGGGUCCCAGGGACACCAGAGUGUCACCAGAGUGUCACCGAGGGUCACCGGAGGGGUCCCAAUGUCACCAGAGUGUCCCCAGGGGGGCACCAGGGUCAUCAGAGGGGUCCCAAUGUCCCCAAGGGGUCCCAAUGUCCCCAAGAUCACCAGAGGGGUCCCAGGGUCACCAAAGUGUCCCCAAGGGUCAUGAGAGGGGUCCCAAUGUCCCCCAGGGGUCCCCAGAAUGUCCCCAAAGUGUCCCCUGGGACCCCUCGGGGGAGGACAGGAGGGUCUGGGUGUCCCCAGAG